GACCGGCUCUGAGGCACCGGCAUUGCCGCAAGAUGAGAGAUCUUACGUUACUCUGCCUGCUACUAGUGCUCGCAUCUUCGCUGACGGCCGCAGCAGAUCGUCAGCGUCGCUCCAGCAUCUUCGGUAUGGCUGCGUGUGUUACGAGAAAUGCAGCCGUCCUCCUUCCCGCUGACGGCCGGUGCGCCGCGGGAAAGCUUCAGGCAGCCUACAGCGCCAUGAGAGAUGCUAACUGCAUUAACUGCGACAAGUACUUCCACUGCAUGGGCAACUACCGCGCUGUUCACGAGUGUGGCAACUCGGAGGAUGCUCGGCACGCCGCUGAAGUGAUCAGCAACUGCCGCGAGGAAGCGGACGCCGGUGGAGCUGACAGUGCUGCCGAUCAGGAGGCCAACCGAUAUGGCCGAGGGGGCGGCGACUGCGCCCACCGGUAUCUGGCUGCGGUGCGCUGCGCUUACAACCCGGAAACCAGGAGGUGCGGAUGAGCAGACGUACCAUCCUGUGAUGCCCAUUCAUAGGCUAUGUCUUUCAGUCAUUCAAAAUGUGGGGCCUUGAAUUUUUACAAUCUAACCGAUGAUCAGAGCAAUAAAGCCGCUUCUUUUGCG
Molecule: messenger RNA, 602 nt
Organism: Rhipicephalus sanguineus (brown dog tick)
Lineage: Eukaryota; Metazoa; Arthropoda; Arachnida; Ixodida; Ixodidae
Product: serum amyloid A-2 protein
Exons: 2
Coding region: 33-482 (149 amino acids)
Cellular component (GO): extracellular region
Source: RefSeq, a predicted model, not a curated record